GGAAGUAGCGGCGCGCAAGAGAGCCUGCAGUGACCGGGGCAACCUGCGGUGACCGAGCGAGGGGAAGGAGGUGCCGGCGGGUCGCUGCCACUCCGCGCCGGAGUUGGCGGUUAGAGGCGGGGCCGGAGCCCGGGACCGGAGUCAGACUUGCUUGGAUUCAACACUGCGAUUCCAACCAUGGGUUUGUCUGUAUCUACCCCUGAUGUUGCAGUUCAGACGUCAGAUCAUCAGACAGCAGCCCCGCCUUCGGGAUGCCCAAUGCAUGAAGGGAAAAUGAAAGGCGGUGCAGUGAGUGCCGAGCCAUCUGACCCAACCUGUGGGAGCAAAACGGACUCUGUGCCUGCGCACCAAGAACGUGCGUACGAGUACGUGCAGUGUCCCGUCACCGGCGCGAUGGCUGAGAAUAAGGAGAACCUAGAUCCUUCUAACCUGAUGCCACCACCUAAUCAGACGCCAGCCCCCGAUCAGCCGUUUGCACUAUCUACUGUGAGACAGGAGUCAUCUAUUCCGAGGGCAGAUUCAGAUAAAAAGUGGGUUUAUCCUUCCGAACAGAUGUUCUGGAAUGCGAUGUUAAGGAAAGGGUGGACAUGGAAGGAUGAGGAUAUUAGUCAGAAAGACAUGUAUAAUAUCAUUAGAAUUCACAACCAGAACAAUGAGCAGGCCUGGAAGGAAAUUUUGAAGUGGGAAGCCCUUCACGCUACGGAGUGUCCUUGUGGUCCAUCACUGAUCCGGUUUGGAGGGAAAGCGAAAGAGUAUUCACCAAGGGCGAGAAUUCGUUCCUGGAUGGGGUACGAGCUGCCUUUUGACAGGCACGACUGGAUCGUCAACCGUUGCGGGACAGAAGUCAGAUACGUCAUUGACUACUACGAUGGUGGCGAGGUCAACCACGACUACCAGUUCACCAUCUUGGACGUCCGGCCGGCUCUGGAUUCGCUCUCGGCCGUGUGGGACAGGGUGAAGGUCUCCUGGUGGCGCUGGACUUCCUAACCACUGCUUUGUCAGACAUGGGAAUAUAUAAACUAUUUUUUUUUUCUGAGCAAUACAUUAAACUACUUUCCCCAAACUGAAUUGCACUCCUGAUAUAAUGGGAGUGUCAAGGGGGUCAUCACACCUUACAUGUCACUUAGCAGAGGGCGCUCUGCACGUGCUCUUCUGAGCUCUGUUUCCACCUUGCAGUUGAUACUGCAUCAUUUUAAGUCGUCUUCCCAUUUAGAGAAGUGGGAAGCACUCCCUGUAGCAUUGCCUGUGUAUUUAAUCUAGAAAAGUCUGAACAACCUCCGAGAAAGACCUUUGCUUAAAAUAUGAAGAGAGCUGCUUUUUUCCUCCCUGUUUUCUCUUACAUACUGACACGUAGAUCUGAAAGCCCAUGGGAUGCUCAGGAGCUCUGACCUGGUCCAGUGUUUCAAUUAAAAGUGUUCCGUUACGCUUUUUAAAACGUCACCAACAUUUCUAAAGUCCCUGCGAUACAGUAGUGGCCCUGAGGGAAAUGCGCUCAGCCAGACUGAAGUGCGUCUGGCUCUGCACAUUUUCGCUUCUGUGACUUUUUCACACUGGACCUUGAUCUAGAAUAAUUUCAGCUCCCCCAUGACUUGAUGAUGCACGUGCAUUGGAGUAUAUGUUUUAACUUUUUAAAUAUUUUUGUUUUAAUUCCAAUUGUUCUGAUAUGUAACUCUGCCCGCCCCCCGCAAGCGGGCCUCACUGUACUGGCAUUUGACAACUUAAUCCCACCCUUGAGUCCCAUUCCUUCCCCUGCCUGAAGCCCUUCUCUGCUUGGCCUCAUCUGAACCAUGAAGGUCUGGCUGAAGUCGCAGUGCUGGGGACAGUCCCACUCUAAAACACGAUUAUAUUUUGUCCACUGUUGUUAGAAUUCACAAGGAGAAUGUUUUUCCCAGAUGUAGAAUGGUUGCACCAACUCACUGUCUCCGUUCACAUUUGUUUUUUUAAGGGAGCUCUAAGUUUGCCAUUGAAAUUCUUUAGACCAGUAAUCCAUACACUGGUUGUUCAACUUACAGCAGCAUGUUACAGAUGACUGUUGGUGGUUGUUUUGGGUUUUUUUUUAAAGUAUUAAUAAUAUGAACUCCUUUCAUUUGAGUGCUGUAGUGUUAAAUUAGUAGAUGGACUUAGCAGUUUGGAGUGAUCCAUUUGGUAUGAAUUUCAUUUGUUGUGUCUCUUUUGUGUGGAGUUUUAAAAAUCCAACAACCCUAAACUCUUCUACAUUUCAAAAUACUUGUGUGUUUUCAAAGAAAAUAAAGCUGAUAGUUAACAGGU
Messenger RNA from Globicephala melas (long-finned pilot whale), 2268 nucleotides. RefSeq names its product holocytochrome c synthase (gene HCCS). Gene Ontology annotation, biological process: cytochrome c-heme linkage. Gene Ontology annotation, molecular function: holocytochrome-c synthase activity. Lineage: Eukaryota; Metazoa; Chordata; Mammalia; Artiodactyla; Delphinidae. The record is from RefSeq and is a predicted model, not a curated record. Gene Ontology annotation, cellular component: mitochondrion.